Molecule: messenger RNA, 726 nt
Organism: Leptopilina boulardi
Lineage: Eukaryota; Metazoa; Arthropoda; Insecta; Hymenoptera; Figitidae
Product: transmembrane protein 203
Exons: 2
Coding region: 265-678 (137 amino acids)
Biological process (GO): intracellular calcium ion homeostasis
Cellular component (GO): endoplasmic reticulum
Source: RefSeq, a predicted model, not a curated record
AAAUACAAGAUUUAAAUAUUAAUUCAAAUAAAUGUUAUUUUUAUAUAUUGUUUAAUUUAAAAUAAUUUAAUAGAAAAAAAAAUUCAUUAAAAAUAGAAAACAAUUUAUAUUCAUGCUUCAAAAAAAAACAAUAAACGAGAAAGAGAAAAAAUAACAUCAUUACAGUGAAAUUAAACAAUGGAAAUAUAAAAUAUGAACAAUUAAAAUGCAAACAAACGCAUGAUAUAGAAAAUAAAAACAAAAUGAAUUAAAAAUAUUUUCAAAAUGAUAUUCUCAUUGAAUGAACUCGUUCAUUGGUUAGGAUUAACAAUUUUUGAAAUAUGGGUUAAUUUGGCAUCACUUUCAGUGUUUUUUAUUUUAUUGGCAUUUAAAUUAGACAAUGACUAUUUUUUAAAUCACAAAGAUUGGUGGAUUGUUUUUUCACCAUUAUUUGUUGCCGAUGGAUUAAAUACAUAUUUUUGUUGUAUUAUAUUUAUAAGAAUGCAUAUGGAAGGAAUGGUGAAGGAUGCUAUAUUAAGAGCACUUUGGAGUUUAAUUCUUUUACUUUUAAUUUUUAUAUUCAAAUAUUUUCUAUGCCAAAAAUUAUCGGGUCAAGCUUCAUUGGAAUAUUCGGAAGUUUUAAGUCCCGUUUUCUUUUUAUUACAACUUAUUGCCAUUAGAGCUUGUCAAUUACAUUAAAAUUAAAUUCAUUCAUUAAUUUUCUUUUGCAAAUUAAUAUUUAAUUGC